Solea solea (common sole) is the source of this 2221-nucleotide messenger RNA. It is a transcript of the gene aldh1a3, whose product is annotated as aldehyde dehydrogenase 1 family, member A3. The record is from RefSeq and is a predicted model, not a curated record. The transcript is spliced from 13 exons. Gene Ontology annotation, molecular function: aldehyde dehydrogenase (NAD+) activity. NCBI's taxonomy places the organism in Eukaryota, Metazoa, Chordata, Actinopteri, Pleuronectiformes, Soleidae. The coding region runs from base 551 to 1816 and encodes 421 amino acids.
GCACGAGGACACUCAGGGCUUUAAAAAAGUUAAAUGGCGGUGGUGCCGAUUCACUCUGGAUUCUGUUUUCUAGACUCAGUUUUUAAGAUAAAAACAUGUUUUACGACAGACAGAGGACAGACAGAGGACAGAGGACAGGGGAAUGAUGAGGACACUUUUCGGAAGCUAGCUACAUGUAGCUGUUAGCCGCGGCGCUAGCGACAGCUAGCCUUUAGCUGUCAGCAGCUAACUAGCAGCUCAUCAGCGUUUGCUGUUUGUGUCGCAGUUUACGGAACAGCGGGGAUUGACGUUUAAAAGGACACAACGAGGGAAUGAUUGUUUGAAAGAAGAAGCUUCUCCUUCAGCUCAACUCACAACGUAAAGAUCCAUGAAGUGACAGAUUUUUAUCAAUAAUGAGUGGCACACGUCCUGCUCAGGAAAGUCCUUUCCCUCCUUUAACCCUGCGACAGGAGACAAAAUCUGUGACGUGGAAGAAGCAGACAAAGAGGACGUGGACAAGGCCGUGGAGGCGGCCAAGGCGGCCGUGCAGAGAAGUUCUCCGUGGAGGAGAAUGGACGCGUCCAGUCGUGGGAAGCUGCUGCACAAACUGGCUGACCUGAUCGAGAGAGACCGACUCCUGCUCGCGACUCUGGAGACUCUGGACACGGGGAAGCCCUUCCUGCAGUCCUUCUUCAUUGACCUGGACGGAAGCAUCAAAACCCUCCGUUACUACGCUGGCUGGAGCGACAAGAUCCACGGCAAGAGUCUGCCUGUAGAUGAAAGCUUCAUGUGUUUAACCAAACACGAGCCUGUCGGUGUGUGUGGAGCCAUCAUUCCUUGGAAUUUUCCUCUGCUGAUGUUCAUGUGGAAGAUCGCCCCGGCUCUGUGCUGUGGAAACACUGUGGUCAUCAAACCUGCCGAGCAGACGCCGCUCACCGCACUGUACACCGCGUCACUCAUCAAAGAGGCAGGUUUUCCUCCCGGAGUGGUGAACGUUGUUCCGGGUUUUGGUCCGACAGCAGGAGCAGCCAUCGCUGAACACAUGGACGUCGCCAAAGUGGCUUUUACUGGUUCUACUGAGGUGGGUCAGCUGAUCAAAGAAGCAGCAGCCAAAAGUAAUCUGAAGAGAGUGACUCUGGAGCUGGGAGGAAAGAACCCCUGCAUCGUGUUUGCUGACUCUGACUUGCAGAUGGCGGUGGAGGAGACCCAGAAAGGAGCGUUCUAUAACCAGGGUCAGUGCUGCACAGCUGCGUCUCGAGUGUUUGUGGAGGAAAGUAUUUACGAGGACUUUGUGCGUCGCAGCGUUGAAAACGCCAAGAAGAUCGUGAUUGGAGACCCGCUCGACCCGCAGACGUCACAUGGUCCACAGAUCGACCGACAGCAGUUUGAGAAGAUCAUGGAUCUGAUCGAGAGUGGGAAGAAGGAAGGAGCCAGGCUGGAGUUUGGAGGAGUUUCUGUGGAAGAGAAGAAACUCUUCAUCCAACCAACCAUCUUCUCUGCUGUCAAAGACCACAUGACCAUCGCUACACAGGAGAUCUUUGGUCCAGUGCAGUGUAUCUUCAGCUUUAAGAGCCAGCAGGAGGCGAUCGAGAGAGCCAACAGCUCGCAGUACGGGCUGGUGUCGGCGGUGUUCACCAGCAGCAUGGACAGAGCUCUGUCCGUGUCCUCAGCUCUGGACAGUGGCACCGUGUGGAUAAACUGUUACAACGCACUUCACGCCCAGUCACCGUUUGGAGGCUUUAAGAUGUCGGGAAACGGACGAGAACUUGGAGAAUAUGCUCUGGCUGAAUAUUCAGAGGUGAAAGCAGUGACCAUCAAACUCAGAGGAACCAUGUGAGAAGAACCUGAGACCACACACACACACACACACACACACGUCAUCGCUGUCGCCAUGGUGACAAAAGACUCCUGGUCAGUUUAAGUCUGUCAUCUCUACGUCACAUGAUCACGUCUUUGUCUCACUGUUACACAGACGCCUGUAAACCUGUGUGUGUGUGUGUGCAUCAACAUGUUUACUAACAGUCAGGAUCGUCCACGACUGACUGACAUUAAAAUCACAUUCAUUGUGUGACUGCAGUUUUCAUGUCUUCCAGUGGUGGCGCUGUGGAGCUGCUCGUGUGUAAACUAAAUGAACUUCAUCUCCACAUGAAUCACUAUCUUGUUUAAUUGAUGAGUUGUUGUUUUUGAGUUUGACAUUUGUUACUUUGUUUUUUAAUAAAUGUCAAACAAACAUUGAAAGUGA